AUGGCUAGUCCAACUUCCCAGUCGCGAGUCCCAAAAGCAUGCGACCCGUGUAAUCGCCGCAAAGUUCGCUGCAAUGGCCAGCAAAGAUGUCAGCAAUGCGAGCACCUGGACCUCCUGUGCACUUACACAGAGAACCGUUUAUUGCGAUCAAGAAAACACUCAGUACGCCGAGGGGCUGUCAUCUCUAAAUACAAGAGCGCCGACACCAAACACACCACUCUGACACCAGUUCUCUCUCCACGAGCACCAACAGCCGCACUCCAACUACCAACCUCGUACUAUGAAAGUCUACUCCCAGCCUACAUGUCCUAUGUGUACCCCUUCAGCCCAAUAAUCACCGAAACAGAAGUGCGCACCUCAAUUUCAAAAAUGAACACGGAAAGAGAGCACGCAGCCUUCAUCUAUGCCUUCACCGCAGUAACCCUGGACCUAACCCGCUCCUCUCAAUUCGCCACCAAAUCCAGCCCCCAAAUCGCCUCAACCCAAAUACCCGAUCUAAUGCGCCAGUCCGUGGAAACCCAACAACCACUAGUAAUAGGCUUCCGACCCUCAAUCCUGCGCGCCACAACUAGCAUCUUCAUCCAGAUGUGCGCCAUGAGCCUGGGCCACAACGACCUGGGUUUCUUCCACCUCCGUGAAGCAAUCAGCAUGAUCCAGAUGCUUCGCAUCGGCGACAAAGCCGUCAACGCACGCCUCAGCACGGCAGAGCGAGCCCGCCGCCAACGACUCUACUGGCAAUGUUUCAUCCACGAGCGAUUCAUGUCCAUAGUGAACUUUUCUCCGGUCACGCUGCCCCCGUACUCGCAGUACCCGGAAGAAGACAUUUUCGUGGGCGCGGAUAUCCAGCAGGGCUGGACGCAGGUUAUUAAGACGUUCUGCAUGCUCGAUGCGUCGUUUAUCAGUCUGUGGAUUGGGGACCGUACGCAGGUGACUGCGUCGUGGGUUGAGCGGAAACACCGCGAGCUGGACGAUGCGUUGUGGGAGGUGGAGGUUUCGGCGCUGUCGGAGCUGCAACAGGCGGAUUUGGUUAUUACGAGGCAGUGGAUGCGGACGUUGUUGUGGCAGAUGGCGAUGUCGAAUUGUUUGCUUAGUUCGCAUGCGUCGUGUCCUUCGUUGGAGCUGGAGAUGCCGUUGAGGUUGUCGAGUCAGCUCAGGCAGUUUUUGACCAAGAUCUCGCAGAAUACGAUUCGUGUGCAUGGAUCGUCGAUGAUUAGCAAGUUGUUGGAGAUUGUUAAUACUAUUGCUGAUGUGGUGAUUCAUGUGCCGCAGGCGACUAGGGAGGAGACGACGAGUCGCAUUGAUGAUAUUGUUUUUAUGCAGGGGGUUGUGCUUCCUUUUAAUAAUUUGCAGGUUAUGUCGAAGGAUAUUCUGUUGGAUAAGUUUCGUUUGAUUAGGGGGAGGUUUCCGCAUAUUGAGGUGGCCAUGCAAUUGGCUGUUUAG
This is a messenger RNA of Penicillium egyptiacum, 1440 nucleotides long. The record is from the annotation of a GenBank genome assembly. Lineage: Eukaryota; Fungi; Ascomycota; Eurotiomycetes; Eurotiales; Aspergillaceae.